Pelmatolapia mariae (spotted tilapia) is the source of this 1173-nucleotide messenger RNA. RefSeq names its product major histocompatibility complex class I-related gene protein-like. The record is from RefSeq and is a predicted model, not a curated record. The transcript has 7 exons. Gene Ontology annotation, biological process: immune response. NCBI's taxonomy places the organism in Eukaryota, Metazoa, Chordata, Actinopteri, Cichliformes, Cichlidae. Bases 1 to 1173 code for a protein of 390 amino acids. Gene Ontology annotation, cellular component: external side of plasma membrane.
AUGAAGACACUUCUGUUUCUGUUACUCCUGCUUUAUUGUGUUGCAUUUGCAGAAAAACACUCUCUGAGGUUCUUCCUCACAUCAUCAAGUGGAGUCACAGAAUUCCCAGAUUUUGUAGCUGUUGCUUUGCUUAACGAAGCAGAGGUAGCUUACUAUGACACCAGCAUCAAGAAAACUGAACUGAAACAAGACAGGAUGAACAUCGUUGUUGGCGAUCGCUGGGAGAGCAGCACACAGAACUGCAGGAGUUACAGACAGAUCUUUAAAUCUGAAAGUAACAAGUUUAAGGAGCGCUUUAACCACACUGGAGGUGUCCACAUAGUUCAACAAAUGGCUGGUUGUGAAUGGGAUGAUGUGACCGGGGAUAUUGUUGGUUAUCAACAGUACGGUUAUGAUGGAGAAGACUUAAUAUCUUUGGACCUGAAAACUCUAACAUGGAUUACUCCAAGGCCACAGGCUGUCGUCACCAAACAUGAGUGGGAUGGAGAUAAAUACAGAUGUGAAUUUUGGAAAAACUUUGUUAUGAAGGCUUGCCCUGAAAAGCUUCAGAAAUAUUUAAAGUUCUGGAAAAGCUCUCAGCAGAAAACGGUUCUUCCCUCAGUGUUUCUCCUCCAGAAGACUCCCUCCUCUCUAGUCAGCUGCCACGCUACAGGUUUCUAUCCUAACAGAGCCGUGAUGUUCUGGAGGAAAGAUGGAGAGGAGAUCCAUGAAGGUGUGAAAAAAGGAGAGAUCAAUCCAAACCAUGAUGGGACCUUCCAGAUGAGUGUCGAUCUGAAUGUUUCAUCGGUCACAUCUGAAGACUGGAGGAGAUAUGACUGUGUGUUUCGGCUCUCCGAUGACAACAUCAUUACCAAACUUGACAAAGGAAUGAUUAGAACAAAUCAAGAGAACCAAACUGAUAUUAUUAUCUUCGUCAUUGCUGCUCUGGCUAUUCUUGUUGUCAUCAUCAUCACUUGCAAAGUGGCAUUUAUGAAAACAAAGAAAAGCCUGGCUACAAUACCUGACCCCGCCCCAGAGACGGGACAAGUGGAGUUCAAGGGCUUUUGGACAAAAGGUGUCAAACGGAGCAUUGGACUUGGCCUGCCACGUCCUCCCGAGGCUGCUCCUAAUCCUAUUAAUGUGGGCUGCGGAGGAGUAUGGAUCCCGCACUCCCUUCAUCCCGGCAACUAUUAA